Messenger RNA from Zychaea mexicana, 1050 nucleotides. RefSeq lists its product as uncharacterized. The transcript is spliced from 9 exons. The record is from RefSeq and is a predicted model, not a curated record. NCBI's taxonomy places the organism in Eukaryota, Fungi, Mucoromycota, Mucoromycetes, Mucorales, Lichtheimiaceae. Bases 1 to 1050 code for a protein of 349 amino acids.
AUGGCCAACAAAAAUGAGCGCGAAAAAUGCUUCUCAAAAUAUGCCAGUCAAGAAGAAGGAGCGAUCUCUCUGAAAGCGUUUUUUCAAUACGAUUUUGACAGUGCUGCGCACCUUAGCAAAGACAUCGAAGAUAUCAAAUCAAGUUGGCUCAUGAUUUUUAAUAAAUACGUUACGAGCAACAACAUACAGAAUUUCAGCAAAGCUCAACCAGACUGGUAUGAGUUGUUGAGAACGAGAAAAAAGAUCGUUGAUUACCUUACCAACAACAAAUCACCUACUGUCACUCUUUGCAGCGACACCGAAAAGUGGGUCAUCAAAGGAGUACCGAUCACCGAACAUCUUAUUGGAUACAGACAAGAAUCCAUUGACAAAGCGAGUAACGACGGCAAAUUAGCAUCAAUUCAUGAAGAAUUCAUCAACUGUGCAUCGAAUGCACGUUUGAUUUAUGGAUUUGACGAAGAUGUGUGGAACGAGAUGGUUGAAGAAUGUGAUGAACAGUAUCAUAUCAAAGAUUUACCGAUGGGCACCAUCACUUGCAUUCACCAAUUCGCAAAGGCUGCAAGAAAAGACUUUACAAAAUGCAAGCCAAUUAUUAAGCAGCUUCCCGACGAUUUGUUCGGAUAUAAUGAAAGAAUUGAGUGUUCAUUACGAAGUCUUAUUGAUACCCACUCACCCGAUGCGUCCGAAAAAGCUAUAAAAAUGGAAAGCUCGUUCACACUCGAUGCUAUCGAUCCCGUUCUUCUGCCGUUUUUUAAAGAAACUGAUUUGAUUACGCGAAAAGGCACUGAUGGCCAAGUUACCGGCUCGAAAGCAAGAAGGGGUAAAGUAGGACGCUUUGCGGAUUUGUCGAUGGUCUUCGAAUUUGCGGGUAUGCCCGAGCAAACAUUGGUGAUUGUUGAAAUCAAGGCGCCGUCCAAGGUUGCUGACGGUAGCAGACCUGACUUCAUUAAAAUGGCAAAUGAAAUGAAAGAUAGCAUUGACAAUUUUAUUGAAGAAGGAUUCGAUGACGACGAAAUUUUUGCUACUGGCAUCUUAGUGGAAGCUAUGUGA